Molecule: messenger RNA, 1410 nt
Organism: Cynara cardunculus var. scolymus (artichoke)
Lineage: Eukaryota; Viridiplantae; Streptophyta; Magnoliopsida; Asterales; Asteraceae
Product: geranylgeranyl diphosphate reductase, chloroplastic-like
Exons: 1
Coding region: 1-1410 (469 amino acids)
Biological process (GO): chlorophyll biosynthetic process; photosynthesis
Cellular component (GO): chloroplast thylakoid membrane
Molecular function (GO): oxidoreductase activity, acting on the CH-CH group of donors, NAD or NADP as acceptor; FAD binding
Source: RefSeq, a predicted model, not a curated record
AUGGCCUCCUUUGCACUCAACUCUUUUGUUGGCCUUCGCCAAUCUUCACCCCAAAGCCGCCACCAUCACUCCAUCAUCACCACUCUAUCGAAAUGCCUUCUACCAAGCCAACUUCACUAUCCCCGCCGUCUCAAUGUUGUCGCCGCCAUGUCCAGCCCCAAAAUCGUUGGACGAAACCUUCGUGUUGCAGUCAUUGGCGGUGGUCCAGCCGGUGGUGCUGCUGCCCGCACUCUGGCCGAAGGAGGUAUAGAGACGUUCUUGAUAGAGCGCAAAUUGGACAAUGCCAAGCCCUGUGGUGGGGCCAUACCACUUUGCAUGGUCGGGGAAUUUGACUUGCCGAUGGAUAUUAUUGACCGUCGUGUCACUAAGAUGAAGAUGAUUUCCCCGUCAAACGUCGCCGUCGACAUCGGUCGAAAUCUCAAACCCCAUGAGUUUGUCGGCAUGGUCCGCCGGGAAGUCCUUGAUGCUUACCUCCGUGACCGCGCUGCUGAAUCCGGCGCCACAAUCAUCAACGGACUUUUCAUCAAAAUGGAAAAACCACAAGAUAAAAUGGCACCUUACGUCCUCCAUUACAACGACCACGAUGGUAAAUCCGGGUCCACCGGAGAAAAGUUGAGCAUCGAAGUUGACGCAGUAAUCGGUGCCGACGGCGCAAAUUCCCGUGUCGCAAAAUCUAUUGACGCCGGCGAUUACCAGUACGCCAUAGCUUUUCAAGAACGCAUCAAGAUUCCAGAUGACAAAAUGUUGUACUACGAAAACCUCGCCGAGAUGUACACCGGCGAUGACGUGUCACCAGACUUCUACGGAUGGGUGUUUCCUAAAUGUGACCACGUUGCUGUCGGAACCGGAACCGUGAAACACAAAUCCGACAUAAAAAAGUUCCAGUUGGCCACCCGUCUCCGUGCGCAUGACAAGAUUCUAGGAGGAAAGAUCAUUCGGGUGGAAGCUCACCCUCUCCCGCAACAACCGCGACCAAGGAGAGUGGUGGAGAGGGUGGCGCUGGUAGGAGAUGCGGCGGGGUAUGUAACCAAAUGCGCCGGUGAAGGAAUAUAUUUUGCGGCAAAGAGUGGGCGGAUGUGUGCAGAGGCGAUAGUGAAGGGGUCGGAGAAUGGGAAGAAGAUGGUGAAUGAAGGAGAUAUGAGAAGGUAUGUAGAGAGAUGGGAUAAAACAUACUGGUCGAUGUUCAAGGUGUUGGAUGUGUUGGAGAAGGUGUUUUACAGGUCGAAUCCGGGGAGGGAGGCUCUUGUGGAGUUGUGUCGGGAUGAAUAUGUGCAGAAGAUGACGUUGGAGAGUUAUUUGUAUAAGAAGGUGGCAACGGGGAAUCCAUUGGAGGACUUGAAGAUGGCCAUGAACACAAUUGGGAGCCUGCUUAGGGCCAAUGCGCUUAGAAAGGAGAUGGAUAAGAUAUGA